Messenger RNA from Cyprinodon tularosa, 1335 nucleotides. It is a transcript of the gene kdelr3, whose product is annotated as KDEL endoplasmic reticulum protein retention receptor 3. Lineage: Eukaryota; Metazoa; Chordata; Actinopteri; Cyprinodontiformes; Cyprinodontidae. Gene Ontology annotation, biological process: protein retention in ER lumen; endoplasmic reticulum to Golgi vesicle-mediated transport. Gene Ontology annotation, molecular function: ER lumen protein retrieval receptor activity. The transcript is spliced from 5 exons. Bases 294 to 941 code for a protein of 215 amino acids. Gene Ontology annotation, cellular component: cis-Golgi network; membrane; endoplasmic reticulum. The record is from RefSeq and is a predicted model, not a curated record.
UAGCUUGACAGCCACGUCACCUCCUCUCUUGGUUUACCUCCAGGACCAUCACUGCUCACUCAAACCUGAAUCUAUCCAGGAAUCUGCUGACAUUUCACCUGUUUACACUCUUUGGACAAAAAGAAGCCAACGGGUCCGUCUGCUGUUAACUGCUAAACAACCCGCUCGUUUUUUCCCUUUUUAUAAUCUCGGCUUAUUUUUCUUCGCUCCCCUCCUUUCUGGGUCAUAAACUCAGAAGUCAGUGCUUGCAGGAGUUUUUAAGGCCUUUGAGGAGUUCUCUGAAGUUGAACACUAUGAAUAUCUUUCGGCUGGCAGGUGACGUGUCGCAUUUAGUGGCUAUUCUCAUUCUGCUAAUGAAGAUAUGGAGCUCCAAAUCCUGCGCUGGCAUCUCUGGGAAAUCUCAGGUCCUGUUUGCACUUGUUUUUACCACCAGGUACCUUGACCUUUUCACAGUCUACAUUUCAGCCUACAACACAAUCAUGAAGGUGGUGUUUCUGGCUCUGUCCUAUGCUACUGUGUACCUGAUCUACAUGCGCUUCAAGAACUCCUACAAUUCAGAGAACGACACGUUCAGAGUGGAGUUCUUGUUGGUUCCAGUCAUCGGGUUGUCCUUCCUGGAGAACUAUGCUUUUACUCCACUGGAGAUCUUGUGGACCUUCUCCAUCUUCCUUGAGUCCGUCGCCAUAAUGCCCCAGCUCUUCAUGAUCACCAAGACGGGCGAAGCGGAGUCCAUCACCACCCACUACCUGUUCUUCCUCGGCCUCUACAGGGCCCUCUACAUCGCCAACUGGGUGUGGCGCUACCACACGGAGGGCUUCUUUGACCAGAUCGCCGUCGUGUCCGGAGUGGUUCAGACCAUUUUCUACUGCGACUUCUUUUACCUUUACGUCACGAGGGUGAUCCGAGGGAAAGGAAAGAUGAGCCUGCCAAUGCCGGUUUAGAUUUGACGUACCCGCCUGCCGCGGUUCAGCAUGGGGGCGCAGUCCCUGAAGCUGUACGUAGCAAUGGGACUCUUGCAUCUGAACACCAGCAUUACAUAGAUAUUUUAUCAUGUGAUUGUUUCCGUAAGUCUGUGUUUGUGCAUCAUUUUGUUUUAAUUUGUGUACAACGAUGCUGUAGGGAUGGAAAUGUGGCGGAGGAUGCGUGUCAGUGAUGAGCACCAUGCUCUCUGUAAAUCACAGCCGGGAGAGUUUUUGUUUUUGUUUCUUUUUGUCCUACAUUUCCUUUUUUUGUAAAACGCUUCUGACUCUGAAGAUUAUUCAGUGAGCCAGUUUUGUUGUCAUGCUAACAGUUUUGAGUGUUGAAUCCAUGAAAAUGAACCUGAAGGUGGUUUCA